AUGAUUCCUUGUGCAAAGUCUAAAUUAUUUCCCGUUCUUCAUAUUUUAGCAUUUACAACGGAUUAUUAUAGUUUAUCAGAGCGGCAUAAGGCUUUAAUACCGGAACAUUUGACCAGAUUAAAUAAAGUCGACCAAGCAAUUUCAAAAAAUUAUCAUGUAUUAAAACAGAUAUUAGCUGAUGGUAAAUUAUUUGCUGGAGAAGAAAAUAAGAAUAGUUUCAAUAAUUAUGAUAAAGGCGUAGAUCAAGUAACCGAGUUCGAUAUGGAUAAAUUAAGAAGUACUAUUAAACAAUUUGUAAGAGAAUGGGCAAUUGAGGGUCAACCUGAAAGAGAUGCUGCGUAUAAACCUUUACUUGACGCGUUAAAUGAGUCUUUUAAAGAUAUUUCUAAAGAAGAAAGGGCAUCUAUCCGCGUCCUAGUUCCUGGUGCUGGAUUAGGACGCUUAGCCUUUGAUAUCGUACAGCAAGGAUUUAGCUGUCAAGGAAACGAAUUUUCAUUCUUUAUGUUAUUAGCAUCACAUUUUAUUUUAAACAGGAUGGAGAGGGUUCACCAGUAUGAAAUUUAUCCGUAUAUUCAUUCUUUCUCCAAUAUCGUUUGUUCGGAUGAUCAAUUAAAACCCAUUUUCAUACCAGAUAUAUUACCUAGCAACGUUCCACCGAAUUCAAAUUUUUCAAUGGUAGCGGGUGAUUUCAUUGAAGUUUAUGGAGAGGAACAGCAUACGGAAAAAUGGGAUUGUUUGGUCACUUGUUUUUUCGUUGAUACGGCUAAAAAUAUUUUAGAGUAUAUGGAAAUAUUUCAUCGAAUUUUGAAAGCUGGAGGAUUAUGGAUUAAUCUUGGUCCAUUAUUGUAUCAUUACGAAAACUCUCCUGGCGAGAUGUCAAUUGAAUUAAGUUUGGAUCAAGUUAAAUUUGCUGCAAAGGAUAUUGGAUUUCGAUUUCAGGACGAGAGAAUCAUAAAUACUACUUAUACCUCGAAUCCAAAUGGGAUGCUAAA
Funneliformis geosporum is the source of this 992-nucleotide messenger RNA. The record is from the annotation of a GenBank genome assembly. Lineage: Eukaryota; Fungi; Glomeromycota; Glomeromycetes; Glomerales; Glomeraceae.